Hippocampus zosterae (dwarf seahorse) is the source of this 940-nucleotide messenger RNA. Its product is annotated as RIMS-binding protein 2-like. The transcript has 5 exons. Gene Ontology annotation, biological process: neuromuscular synaptic transmission. The record is from RefSeq and is a predicted model, not a curated record. Gene Ontology annotation, molecular function: protein binding. Lineage: Eukaryota; Metazoa; Chordata; Actinopteri; Syngnathiformes; Syngnathidae. The coding region runs from base 174 to 869 and encodes 231 amino acids.
CUCCCGCUGGUUCUCGGCAAACGGCCGCAGGUGAAAGUCUCGCCGCGGGGAGCGGACAGCCGAGUUGCUCCAUGUGCGUUUUGUCCAGGCGGGGGUGGCGCGCACGCGCACGCAAAGAGGAUCAGCGUAGGUGAGGCUUAGCUUCGCGAGCGGACCUGCUGAGGGCCACGAGGAUGGGGGAGGGCACGGGCGGACCAUCUGGAGUCCAGAUCGGGGACGGCGAGCGGCUCCCCAUGGACGGCGGCGCGGAGCUGGACGUGCUGAUCUACCCCGACGAGGUGCGGGCGGCCACCCCCGAGGACCUCCGCCAGUGGGAGCUGGAGACGGCCAGCCGCAAUUGGGACGAGCCCCGGCUCUUCGUGGCGCUCUACCCGUACAACCCCGCCGCCAUGUCGCCCAACCCGGACACGGCGGCGGAGGAGCUGCCCUUCGUGCCGGGCCAGAUCAUCAAGGUAUUUGGAGACAAGGACUGGGACGGCUUUUAUCGCGGCGAAUCGGGCGGCCUGUCAGGUUACGUCGCCAGUAACCUGGUGGCCGAAGUGCCCGUGGACGACGGCUACCUCAAGCACUUGCUCAUGCGGCAGGGAUUCAUCCCCGUCGACCAAACAGGACUGUCUUGGAGUGUGGACACGGCCGACGCCUCCGACGUUCCCGAAGACGCCGUCGUCCGUCGCAUGGUGGCCUUGUUCGACUACGACCCGUGGGAAAGUUCGCCCAACGUCGACAGCGAUGCCGAACUGGGCUUUCGUUCGGGUGACAUCAUCUACGUGCUCGGCGAUAUGGAUCCCGACGGCUUCUACUAUGGCGAUCUGCAAGGGCGGCGAGGCUUGGUGCCGUCCAACUUUCUGCAGCCACUACCGUGGGAUUAGAAGAGGAAUUAUUGUCCUCCUGUGCUACGUCAGCGUCCAUACCUGACAUUAUCCUACAUGGCUCGGGGGGG